Messenger RNA from Ahaetulla prasina, 2000 nucleotides. It is a transcript of the gene SPDYC, whose product is annotated as speedy/RINGO cell cycle regulator family member C. The coding region runs from base 1 to 879 and encodes 292 amino acids. The transcript is spliced from 6 exons. The record is from RefSeq and is a predicted model, not a curated record. Gene Ontology annotation, molecular function: protein kinase binding. Gene Ontology annotation, biological process: positive regulation of cyclin-dependent protein serine/threonine kinase activity. Lineage: Eukaryota; Metazoa; Chordata; Lepidosauria; Squamata; Colubridae.
AUGCGAGACAGUCAUAGUACUUGUAUUCCUCCUACAAUCACUGCUGUAGUGAAGCCAGGGAGCGCACGGCAACGCAGCACGCAGGGUGCUUUGGUUACUGGUGGUUCUACACAGGGGCUUGAGAGGGAACUUUCCACGACAACCUUGAAAAUUUCACAGCAGCCAUUUUUCCUGCUACGCAGAGAAGAACAAGAAGCAUUCUUCAACCUCCUAGAGGAUGGCUUGGUACAAGACUUCCUGUCCACGGACCCAUGUUACAGAAUCUCAGAUAAGUAUCUUAUAGCCAUGACUAUGAUGUACUUUAAACGAGCUGGCCUACAUACAAAAGAAUAUACACGGAUCAAUCUCUUCAUAGCUCUGUACUUAGCCAAUGACAUGGAAGAAGACACGGAAGACUAUAAAUAUGAAAUCUUCCCCUGGGCACUUGGCGACAACUGGAGGAAACUAUUUCCACAAUUCUUAAAAAUGAGAGAUGACUUUUGGGCUAAAAUGAAGUACAGAGCGUUUGUUAGCCAGCGAUGUUGUGAUGAGAUAAUGCUGAGAGAACCCUCUCACUGGGCCUGGUCCCGUGAACGAGCAUCUUACCACAGCGGGGCGUUGAGGAGUUACCUGAAGAAUGAAAAUGACUUCUUCCCCAGAGGGCCAGGUGUUACGCCCCCAGAGUGCCUUCUCUGCGUUUUGGAUAUGGAAGAAAAUGUGGCUCAGUUCACUACUCCCCCUGCCAGUGAUCAUCUACCCUCAGAGGUGUUGAAAGGAGAUUUGGAAAGCUGCCCUUUUCUAAUGUUGGAUUCAGAGACUAACUACACCGUGAUGCAAAUCUUACAGGGACCCACCAUGGAGACAGAUGGAAGAGAGAAAGAUUGGCAGUUUUUGGCUUAAUGUCUGAUGGCUGAAGACCCCCUCUGCAUACCAGAUUUCCCCCACCGGAAUAGUAGAAUUCAUGGAUGUCCUUUCAUCUACUUCUGCGGCAUUCUAUUUAUAAGCACUUUAUAUUCCUGUUUGUAAAGAGGACACUCAGUAAUACUUAUAUAUUUGUAUAUAUUUAAAAAAAAAAAGCUUAUGAAUUGUGACUUGUACAAUGCCAAAAUGUGCCAGUUGGAAUGACUCUUUAAUAAAGACGUCUAGAAGAACAGGCUGCAGGGAUAUAUUUUCAAACCUUUUAUGACAUUUUACUCUGGUUCAUUCGUAGCACGUUUUAUUUGUAUAAUUGCAAGGUUUUUAAAUGGCUGUUUUAGCCCAAAGGAAUCUGGAAUGAUUUGCAGGCCAAUUAAAAAGUGGCAUUCCGUGUGCUUAGCUAUUCAAACACAAUAAAAAAAACUUUUUUAAAAAAAAAAAGACACAAGGGCAAACACAGGAAGAAAAAACUUGGACAAUUUUUAGUUUGCUACUGGUGCAGUCCUUGCAGUUGACAUAUAGUGGAAAUUUUGGGGCAGCCCACAGGAAUGGAAAGGGAGAAGAGGGGUGGGUUUUAAAGCCAUUUCUCUCCUCAGCCAUAUCUUAAUGCAACGGCUAUUUAUUACAUUUCUGACUCACCUUUGUACCUUGUCGGCCCUUUAGCCAGCUGACAAAAUAUUAGAAAACUAGAAUCAAAUAAAUGGAAAGCCAUGGAUAAAAAUGGUAAUCAACACCUUCCAUUAACUAUAUUAAUAUAAUAACUUCAGGUGGGCCUGAAUGAGAAUACGUUUACUUGCUGGAAGUUUUUGAAACUGAUAGCUGGCAAGGAUGUCCGAUUUUUAUUUAUUUAUCAAAUUCAAAAACCAUCCAUCCCCAUCAUCUUUCUUCUUCCCAGUAAAAAUAUGCUUUGGUUCGGAGCAAAAUUGAAAGGCAAAAAAAACCCUGAACAUUUUGGGGGGAAAGUUAACCUCUCUCUCUCUCUCUCUCUUUUUUAAAAGAAUAUGGUUUUCUGUCAUCUAGGCCCUAGCAACAAUUUUAAAUUGGGUAGAGAAUGAAUUGGAGCUGGCAUAAUAGGGCAGAUUUCUUAACCUUGGCAAACAACAGGU